This is a messenger RNA of Zea mays, 1508 nucleotides long. RefSeq lists its product as uncharacterized. The coding region runs from base 464 to 1321 and encodes 285 amino acids. Lineage: Eukaryota; Viridiplantae; Streptophyta; Magnoliopsida; Poales; Poaceae. The transcript has 7 exons. The record is from RefSeq and is a predicted model, not a curated record.
GCCGGCGCGCCGUGCUCUGAGGCCAUGCUGCGUCCAGGCUCGAGAGGAGGAUUGGCCGGUGUAACCGACCGUUCAUGCCUGGGCCGUAUAUUCGUACCACGUAGACACGUAGUACAUGUGUCUUUCUACAUGGGCAACUGAAGUAUACUUCACACAUAGUUUACUAGGUGGUCAUAACUAACAUUUCAAAAGUCAGUGCAGAGUAGCAUUACUACAAUAUCUUAUAUAUGUAACAAUGCUCUUCAGCAUUUUGCUAAAUUCUUGUAGUCCAAUGCCGUUCUAAUUUGUAUGAUAACAAAAAACAAUGUAGUUUAACUGCAAAACAUAAAUAACGGUCAAGUUAAAUCAACAUACGACAUGUGCAAUUUUUACAAUAAAAAUCUUACAUGUGUUACACUAUUAUUGUUUUUCUGUUAUCUCAUCUAAUCCUUUUCAUGAUAUUUUGUAUCUUUGCAAUGAUGUCAUGAUCGAUCCUAUAGGAUCAAUGACAUCAGUUACACUUAACCAAAAUAGGACAGUUGCAGACUUGCGUCCCUUUCCUCCUUUCGUGCUAUUUGACGAUAUUCAAGGUUUCAAUAACUUACCACAAGUAAAGAGUGUCUUUGCGAGGGUAGUUGUUAAGUUUCCUAGGCAUCGUAAUAGUCAACACUUCAUCCUACAGGACAUCACUGGAGCCAAAAUCGAAGCAAUUUCAAACGGCAAUAAUGUCGAACGGUUCGACGUCUUACUCAAACAAGGAUACACAUAUACAUUGUAUAAAGUGGCAUUCUGUCUAAACUGGGCGGAGGUUCAAUUUCGGAAUAUUGCGCAUGGGCUAGAGUUGGGAUUGAUAACACAUACUAUUGUGGAGCCAUUCACUAAACCAAUUCAAUUUCCUCCAUUUCCAAAAUAUCUUAUGCCAUUUCAUGAUGUUUACCAACAACCGCAUAAGACGUUCGUAGACAUUAUUGGCAUAGUUGUUCAUUUGGAGCCAUUAAAGUAUAUCGGUGGAAGGCCAUACAGAGAGGCUGUACUAAUGGAUUCCAGGUGGAAUCUAAUUGUCAUGGGGGUAUGGACCGAUCUCCUGCAGAGAAAUGCUCUACGAUGGGCAUUAGCUAAAGUUGACAAGAAUAUAAUUAUUGCAACAAUGAUGCGUCGUAACAAUAAAUACAGAUGUUUGGAAACUUCAGACUAUAGCACCAUUCAUUUUAACCCAGAUUAUCACACUACAAGCCGGCUGCAGAUCAUUCGACACUCGUUGAUUCAAAAUCCAAGGAGUCGUGCCAUCAACAAUUUUCUGGAGAACAGACAAGCACAAUUGACAACUAUGAUACCAGAUUGAGACGUGUUUUAGCUUAUUAUAGUAGAUAUACUUUAUUAAUUAUAUGUAGUAGAACACUUAGUAACAAUGAUUUGGUCUCUAUUUGUAUUGGUCAUGUGUCCAGUCUUAAUGGUGAUAGCUUUGUACAAAACUAUGUGACUUAUCUGUGAGCGAAUAAAGAUGUUCAUCACCGUGUUUUUGUUACCAA